Molecule: messenger RNA, 3466 nt
Organism: Folsomia candida
Lineage: Eukaryota; Metazoa; Arthropoda; Collembola; Entomobryomorpha; Isotomidae
Product: putative ammonium transporter 3
Exons: 23
Coding region: 687-2201 (504 amino acids)
Biological process (GO): ammonium homeostasis; ammonium transmembrane transport
Cellular component (GO): membrane
Molecular function (GO): ammonium channel activity
Source: RefSeq, a predicted model, not a curated record
UUGCAUAAAAUAAAAGAAGCCGUACCAUCAUAAGCACCACGUUCUUAGAAAUUUGUAGCCUCCGAGUCUCAUGGUUAGUUGGUGGAUAUGCCAAGUGAUGUGGCGAUACGAACAUAUCUGCACGAAAAGCAGGAGCGAUGCAGUUGUUGCGUCUGUGUCUUGUCACGACCCGAUUCGGAGGAUCUGCUUUUUCCCAAGUGGGGAAUCUGCUUCCAAGGAGAAAGAAGGAAUUAGGAUUCUAGUUAGGAAAUCAUUGUCUCCUUCCGUCCUCGUCAGUGCUGUGUUUUCCUUCGCCCAGAGAACGCCUCCUUUCUUUAUCCAACAAAUCUCACUUCAACCCCCGUUAUCAACGGUCAACUGUUGCUUCCGAUAAUACAUACAUGCAAAUCUCCCAGAAACCAAUAUAAUUGUGUCAAAAAUAUCAUUAAGAUAUAAAGUGACAUUAAUAUUUACAAUUGCGAUUUUAAUAUUUAGUCAACCAUGAGAAACCAAAUAAUGUGGUGCAGACAUCCAACCGGAGAUAAUGACAACACUGUGAAUAGUGAUACCACACAUUGUUUAGAGGGAAAUAUUGGAUAGAAAACGUAGCAAAUAUUUGAUAUCACUGCUCAAUUAUUACAUACGUGAAUUAAUUGCAGUGCAGUGCCAUUGUGGUGCACAGAAUUUAAGAAAAAACACUACCAAUAAUGUCAAAUCCGGAUUAUGUGGAACCGCAGGCCUAUGAACAGCAUUCCAAAAAUGAGACAGGAUCGGAUGGAAAAGAUGGCGACUUUACGUGGGAUGACGCGACUUGGAUUCUCACAUCUUCUUUUAUUAUUUUCACGAUGCAGACAGGUUUCGGUCUUUUGGAAUCUGGCUGCGUUUCCCUCAAGAAUGAAGUUAAUAUUAUGAUGAAAAAUGUCGUGGACAUAGUUUUUGGAGGCCUGACCUACUGGCUCUUUGGAUUUGGUCUCACUUAUGGAAAAACUUACUCCAACUACUUUUUCGCGUUUGGAUACUUUGCAGUGGAUGAAGAUUUGGACGAGAUGGGCGAACUCUUCUCCAAAUUUCUCUUUCAACUCUCAUUUGCCACGACAGCGACGACUAUUGUCAGCGGGGCGAUGGCCGAAAGAUGCAACUUCCGAGCGUACUGUUUAUUCUCGCUUUUGAAUACGAUAGUGUAUUGUGUCCCGGCUGGUUGGGUUUGGGGAGAUCACGGAUUCCUGAAUCAUUUGGGAGCAAUUGAUAUCGGUGGAUCUGGACCGGUUCACCUUGUCGGGGGAGCAUCAGCUUUUGUAGCAGCAUGGAUGCUGGGGCCUCGUUUAGGACGAUAUGAUAAUGGUCGGGAUCCUUUGCCGAUGGGGUCGCCCACCAAUGCUUUGCUGGGUUUAUUCAUGCUCUGGUGGGGCUGGCUGGCAUUCUCAUCUGGCAGCGUUUUCGGGGUUAGUGGUCACAAAUGGAAAUUCUCAGCUCGAGCCGCCGUGGCCACGAUAAAUGCAAGCUUUGGCGGUGGAAUGGUCGGCCUGGUUUACUCAUAUGUUCGGACUAAGGGAAAAUUUGACAUUCUCGACCUCAUCUCGUCUGUCCUUGGGUCACUGGUUUCUGUUACAGGAGGAUGUGCAUUGUAUAAGCCAUGGGAAUCCAUCGUUAUUGGAGCAAUUGGCGCCGCCCUGGCUUGUUUUGGCAUUCCAUUUUUUGACUGGUUGGGCGUUGAUGACCCUGUCGGUGCAUCUGCAGUACAUGGUCUUGCCGCAUUUUGGGGGGUUUUAGCCAUCGGACUGUUUGCUGAGGGAGAAAAGCUGCUGAUGCCUCCAAACAAGAUAACCCCUGGCCUAUUAAAAGGAGGAGGAGGUUACCUGCUUGGGGUGCAGCUCUUGGCAGCAGUCAGCUACGUCUUGUGGUCAAGCGUGGUGACAUAUAUUUUGCUAUACAUCACCAACAAAAUCAUUAAACUGCGAAUGGAGCCACAUGAAGAGUUACUGGGCGCAGAUCUUGUAGAACAUGGGAUCAGGAAAUCUGGCGUUGGCGUAUCUCGUGCAAUUUCUGCACUUGGAUCACAUCCUGACUUUGACAUUGAGGCGGCUGGCCAAGCCAUCGGCACUAAUCCAGGUCAUGAAAUGGCACUUGCAAAGUAUAUCCGUGACCGAGAAAGGAGCAAGAGAAAGAACAAUGGACAUGUACCUGAAAACAACCACAACAAUACGAUCUCGUGGAUGGGUUGAAUUUUGAGGUGAUUAUUGAGGACGCCAAUUCAUCGCCAUUUUUAUUCGUAACUUUUCUUUUGAAAAAUACUUAAUGCAUUAAAGUUACACUUUCCUAGUAACAAAAUUUUGGUGAAAGUAAGUACUUUCUUGGCAAGAAGAACAUCAAAAUGAUUUUACCCAGUCUUAAUUCCUACCAGUAAUUAAUCAUUGUCAUCCAACCGAAAUAUAGUCAAUCAGUAAUCCAAUAUUGCAUUUUGUGUACCAACUUCACUCCAAGAAGUUGUAAAGUUAGGUGUAAGAUGAACCAGCUCAUGAUUUUUGACAAUGACAAAAUUCACAAAUUAUUCUCUGUACUAGGAAAGUAGAUAUAUAGAGCGUUCGUUAAGUGGUAAUUCGAGUAUAAGUUGUAAAAGGUUGCUGUAAUAUAUCUCCCCUUAAUUGUGGUUGACGGUUUAAUGGUAAAACACUUUACUUUAUGGAGCCAUAUACUGCAAACAUACAUACAUACUUACAAUAUAACCACUGUGUAUGUAUGUAUGUUCUGUACAUAUAAUAUUAGUGCUAAGUAUUAUCCUCUCUUGCUUCUCAUCCUUUAUUUUGUGGAUAUCAAUUUAAUGCUCGAGAAGGAGAAAGUGGAGUAAGGUUGGGAUUAAUCAUGGCUGUUUGAUUACAACAAAAUCGGCGCAUUACUAAAGUUUUUAGGACUUUUCGUGUAUCAGAAAUUACCAUUAUCAACACAUUAUUAUUGCAUGCAAAGAAAGAAGAAUCAGGGUUUUCCCUCGUGUAAAAUAAGUACUUAUCCUUAGAUCGAUAUGGAUGCAUUUCGUAAUUUUAUGCGGUGAGAGUAAUGAUGGAUGCUCAAUUGGGAUAAGUGUUGCGAUAUCUAAGCAUCUUGCAGUUUUUUUUUGGCAAAUUAUAGUCUAUCAAGUUUCAUGCAUGCACUUUUCUUAUAUUUUCUUAGCUCAAUAUACAUAGUUAUGUUGUACAUAUGUCGUGUAUUUAGUAUGUAGUUAUGAGAUUCUCUAAUUCUUUAACAAUUUCUAGUCAGUUAUUUAAUCGCCAGCUUUUAUUGGAAUCAACAAUCGCACAGAAGUUGCAUGAUUUUAGCAUAAAAUGUAACACGUAUUUAUUUAUAUUUGAAUCAAUGUCGGGAAUAUUUAAGAUUUAGCCUGUUUAAACCAGUGUACCUGUAUUAUCGUGUACCUAUACAUGUCACAAAUAGUGAUUUACUUAAAAUAUUCAUGAAAUCAAGCAUAAAAAUAAAACAAAAUUUUAAUGUGAAA